AAAAUUCUUGAAUUGUUUUUCUGUCCUGCAAAUAUUUCUAGCUUCUCUUCUCUACUUCAUCAUUGUCUUAUGCUUUGCUAUUUAUAUAUUAGUUUUGUGCGUGCAAUAUUAUAUUCAUAAUUUUUCAGUUGCAGCUUAUUUUUGCAGCAAAGUAACAAUACUAAGAUUUGCUUGUAGCAAAAGUUACGACUCCGUGCAAUAAUAAAUAAAUUGAAUGAUGAAAUUAUUUGUGAAAUACAACACAUAAUCUAUUUAAAGCAUUUUGCGAUAUUUAGCCGCUUGUGCUGCAAACUGAACAACUGUGUAUGAUGUGCGCAUUGUCUGCGCAUCUUUAUCACAGAGCCAUGGGAGGAAUAGCGGAAUCAAUAUGAAAACAAACUCAUAAGGAAUUCUUUGAGAUGGGAAAAAUGUAUUUGUGUGAGAGUGCUUAAUGUCUGCAAUACCAUAAAAGAGAAGUUAUGUGGAUAAUUAAAAAAAAAAUUUGACAUUUUUUAAACUAUCUAAUUGUAACUGAUUAAUUGUUGACUUUAGAAAAAUUUUCGUGGUUCGCAACUGAUCGUUCAGUUUCUAAAAUGGAACCUCAAAUAUGUUUUAAAUGCAGUAAAUCAUUUCCUCAUAUUUCUGCUCUGGAAAAGCAUAUGUUGAUUCAUACAAGAGAAAAGCGCUAUGUUUGUGAAAUAUGUAACAAGAAAUACUUAUCGAAAAGGAGUUUGGAGAGGCAUUUACUGAAUCAUUCUGAUCAAAAGCCUCAUGUGUGCAAUGUAUGUAACAGAGGAUUUAGGUUGAAACAAACUUUGGCUUCGCAUUUACAUACUCAUUCCAAUGAAAGACCUUAUAAAUGUGAAGAGUGUGGCAAGGCAUUUUCUCAGAAGCAUUAUUUAAAAUCUCAUUCAUAUGUUCAUUCAAAGGAUAAGCCCCAUAUCUGUACUGUAUGUCAUAGAACAUUUACUCGCAGAAGUGACGUGACGGCUCAUAUGCUGACACAUACAGGUACAAAGAACCAUGCUUGUAAUGUUUGCAGUAAAAAAUUCUUACGGAAAGGUGAUUUGCUGAUACAUUUAAACACUCAUACUAAAGAAAAAUACCAUCUUUGUAAUAUAUGUGGAAAAAGCUUUACUCGAAAGGGAAGCCUCACAAGCCAUAUCCUCACUCAUACUAUGCAAGUCAAAUCCUUUGAAUGUGAAAUAUGCAAGCAAAGAUUUGCUCGGAAUUUUAGUUUACAAGUGCAUCUACGCACACAUACUAAUGAAAGGCCAUAUAUUUGUCAUUUGUGUAACAAAAGUUUUAUUCUGGCUCAUGGUUUACGUGUGCAUUUGCUUACGCAUAAAAAGAAACAACAAGCAUCAUCUCAAAAAUCUAAUGCAGAAGUCAAUGAGAAACCUUUUAUUUGCAGCAUUUGUGGAAAAUUCUUUAACCAGAAAGCUAAUUAUCGAUACCACCUGCGUACACAUAAAGAUGAAAAACCAGAUAUAUUUAUCGUCUAUAAAAGAUCGCCUAUAGAUAAAAGCUUGAUUCCUGCACAUAUUCUUGUUCGUUCGAAACAGCCCGACUGUCCUGAUAAAGUGAUUCCAUUUAAUAAUGCUUUAGGUCUACCUUUAUCAGUGUGAGUCAAAGAUAUAUACAUGUUAUAAAACUAUAUAUGCAAAAAUUUUAAAGUUAUGUAUAUUUAAUAAUUAUGAAGGAUUAUUUCACAGUCAUUUAGAUGCUGUUAUUUUCACCUAUAAAUAUUCUUACUUUUUCUGAAAUAUAUAUAUGACUUUUAAUUUUACUUCUAUGUACAUUGUUGAAAAUGUACAUAAAAUUGAAUAUGUAAAAGUAAUGAGA
Molecule: messenger RNA, 1824 nt
Organism: Argiope bruennichi
Lineage: Eukaryota; Metazoa; Arthropoda; Arachnida; Araneae; Araneidae
Product: gastrula zinc finger protein XlCGF8.2DB-like
Exons: 1
Coding region: 573-1607 (344 amino acids)
Biological process (GO): regulation of transcription by RNA polymerase II
Molecular function (GO): RNA polymerase II cis-regulatory region sequence-specific DNA binding; DNA-binding transcription factor activity
Source: RefSeq, a predicted model, not a curated record